GUUUCCCAAAGACUUUUUGUUUGACAAGGAGGAGUUGGUAUCGUUGUGGAUGGCAGAAGGGUUUUUGAACCCAUCCAAGUCACCAGAACGCUUGGGCCGUGAAUAUUUUGAAAUUUUAUUAUCAAGGUCAUUUUUCCAACAUGCACCUAAUGAUGAAUCAUUGUUUAUCAUGCAUGAUCUGAUGAAUGACUUGGCCACUUUUGUUGCCGGAGAAUUUUUUCUAAGGUUUGACAAUCAUAUGAAGACAAAGACAGAAGCUUUGGCAAAGUAUCGGCAUAUGUCAUUUACUCGCGAGGAGUAUGCUGGUUACCAAAAGUUUGAGGCAUUCAAAGGAGCCAAAAGCUUGAGAACAUUUUUAGCAGUAUCUCUCAAUGUGGGUUGGGGCUAUUAUCACUUAUCCUCUAAGAUUUUGGAUGACUUACUUCCAGAGUUAACAUUGUUAAGGGUCCUUUCUCUAAGUCAUUUUAAAAUAAGUGAGGUACCGGAUUCCAUUGGUAGUUUGAAGCACUUGCGGUAUCUUAAUUUAUCUAGAACUAAUAUAAAAGAGUUACCGGAGAAUGUUGGCAACCUUUAUAAUUUACAAACAUUGAUUGUUUCUAGUUGUUGGAACUUAACUCAGUUGCCUAAAAGCUUCUUAAAUCUUAGAAGGUUACGGCAUUUUGACAUAAGAGAUACUCGGUUGGAGAAGCUGCCAUUGGGGAUUGGUGAAUUGGAGAGCCUUCAGACUCUCACGAAGAUCAUCAUUGAAGGAGAUGAUGGCUUUGCAAUAAAUGAGCUCAAGGGAUUAACAAAUCUCCAUGGGGAAGUUUCCAUUGAGGGAUUGCACAAAGUGCAAAGCGCAAAGCAUGCACGGGAGGCGAACUUAUCUCUAAAAAAGAUUACUGGAUUAGAGCUGCAAUGGGUUGAUGUGUUUGAUGGCUCACGAAUGGAUACACUUGAAGAGGAAGUUCUAAAUGAGCUGAAACCUAAUAGUGAUACGUUGAAAACGCUUUCAGUCGUGUCAUACGGGGGAACACAAAUUUCAAAUUGGGUUGGUGAUCGCUCUUUUCAUGAGUUGGUUAAUGUGUCAAUACGUGGUUGUAAAAAAAGCACAUCUCUACCCCCAUUCGGGUUGCUCCCUUCACUUAAGAGGUUGCAGAUUAAAGGCAUGGAUGAGGUUAAAAUCAUAGGUUUGGAGUUAACCGGAAAUGAUGUUAACGCCUUCCGUUCACUUGAAGUUCUAAGAUUUGAAGCUAUGUCUGGAUGGCAGGGGUGGUCAACUAUAAAUGAUGGUUCAGCAGCAGUGUUUCCAUGCCUUAAAGAGCUUUCUAUAAUCAAUUGUCCCCAAUUGAUUAAUGUCUCACUUCAAGCACUGCCUUCACUCAAGGUUCUUGAAAUUCACAGAUGUGGUGAUGGUGUGUUGAGAAGUCUGGUUCAGGUAGCUUCUUCAGUCACUAAGUUGGAAAUAAAUUCUAUCUCAGGGCUCACAUAUGAGGUGUGGAGAGGAGUUAUAAGGUAUCUUAAGGAAGUUGAAGGAUUAAGUAUCGUUGGAUGUAAUGAAAUAAAAUAUUUGUGGGAAUCAGAAACAGAGGCAAGUAAGCUUCUUGUGAGAUUAAAGGAAUUGAGAUUAUUUUAUUGUUCAGGUUUGGUAAGUUUAGAAGAGAAAGAGGAGGAUGACAAUUUUGGGAGCAGCACCCUGUUAUCUCUUAGAAGUUUGAAGGUAUACUCUUGUAGUAGCAUAAAGCGUUUAUGCUGUCCAAAUAGCAUUGAGAGUUUGGAAAUUAUUGGUUGUUCAGUUAUUACAGAUGUCUACCUCCCAAAAGAAGGAGGGAAUAAGCUCAAAUCACUUUGUAUAGACAAUUGUGAUAAACUUGAGGGAAAAAUCAACAACACAAGCAUGCCAAUGCUUGAAACCCUAGAGAUUUGUAGAUGGGAAAAUCUAAGAUCAAUCAGUGAAUUGAGUAACUCCACUCACCUCACCAGGCUGCGUGUAUCAUUUUGUCCACAUAUCACGUCACUUCCAGAGCUUCAGCUAUCAAACCUCACCCGUUUGUCAAUUUAUGAAUGUGAAAGUCUGGAGUCAUUACCUGAGCUAUCAAACCUCACCAGUUUGUUAAUUGCUGAUUGUGAACGUCUGGUGUCAUUACCUGAGCUAAAGAAUCUCGCCUUGUUAAAAGAGCUGGAAAUCAGAAGGUGUCCAGGCAUUGAUGUUUCCAUUCAUUGUGUGCAUUGGCCUCCCAAAUUGUGCUCACUUACACUAGAAGGGUUGAAGAAGCCCAUAACAGAGUGGGGGGAUCUGAAUUUUCCAGCUUCCCUUGUUGAACUGAAGUUAUAUAAUGAACCUGAUGUGAGGAAUUUUAGUCAAUUGUCCCACUGUUUCCCUUCUUCUCUUAUAUCUCUGUACAUAAAAGAAUUUGAUAAUCUGGAAUCACUUUCAACGGGACUCCAACACCUCACAUCCCUUCAACAUCUGGCCAUUAACACAUGUCCAAAGGUGAACGAUCUACCAGAGACGCUGUUACCUUCACUUUUGAGUUUGAAUUUAGGUAAAUGCCCAAAAUUGAAAGAAAGGUGUGAAGGAAGAGGCUCCCACUACUGGCCACUCAUCUCUCAUGUCCCCUGCAUCGACAUACGAGACUAUUAAAGUCGUUGAAAACAUACUUCCUGCCGUGAAUACCCAAUCACCAGAGGAAAAACGACAUCAUACACCUUCACUUUUGAGUUUGAUCAUUGAAGAAUGCCCAAAAUUGAAAGAAAGGUGUGAAGGAAGAGGCUCCCAUUACUGGCCCCGAAUCUCUCAUAUCCCCCAAAUCCAAAUAGACUUCAGUUAAAGAAAGAAGAAAAUCUAUCAAGCUUCUUGAGUUUUUUUAACAUUCUUGUUACAUUACUGAGAUUCAAGAUAAGGUUGCAACAGAAAUUGAAAAAACAACAAAAAUGAGAAACAAUGUCACAAAUGUUGUAGAAUUUUCAAGCGGCGUGAGUGAAGAAAGCCUAGAAAAGAUGCAGAAUCUUCAUGCAGAUUUCAACAGAACUAUCAUGCAGUUCCAGUGGAUGAACCUUUUCGGUGGAAACAAUACCAUCAGACGCCAGAUUUAGAUGCUUUGCGGGGUGAUGAUGUAUCUAUUGGUUAUGAUGUGAAGAAAGGAGAUUACCAUACCUUAUCAGCCAUAUGCAAUAGGCAGGGUCAAGUUUGAUGCAUUCGAACCAGAAAAAUGGUUUCAUCACAUUGUUGCUUUCAUCCACAAAGCUUCUUUAAGUUUACAGCUUUGCAGAAACACAAGAGGGACAAAGAAUUUGUUUGGCUCAAGAAUUUGCGUACGUGCAGAUGAAGAUCUUUGCUUCUAUUUAAGUUGAUCCAUGAUCUAGCAUACUCGUAUUUUGUGCAAUUAGACACACGGAAGUGGAUUGGAAAAUGGUUCAUGCUAAAAAAGGAUUAACUUUCAGUAUGUUUGAAGUUAUAUGGGGGAUAAGUAUUGGACAUAAACGUCUCAACGAGCCACACGCAUGGACAAAUGCCAUAGGCGGGUUUUCCCAAAUCUCGGCACCCAAUUUCGUCAUCUAGAGCUCCAAUUUUGAAGCCAAGGCUGUUAAUUUCAAGGAACCCUUGGAGCGGUUACAAGUUGCGUCUGAUGGCACUUGGCGUUCAUGAGCUAAGUUACACACCUCUGAUUGGAACUUACAACCAAUAAAGAAUUAAUGGAACUUGCCUUUGAUGUCAACUUACCAUCUAAUGAAGAUUAAAAGAACUUACCACUGAAGCAAGUUACCUCUAGUGAAGAUUGAUGAAGUCUCGCUAAUGAAGAAGAGAUACCACGUAUUAAUUAGCCUAUCAUUUGAUGAAGACAAUCUGUUGAGAGGAUGUUAUACGUAAUUGUCACUUGUCAAUUCCGUACAUCUCAACAAGAUAACAAAAACAUGAGUCUGCAUUGAAUUUAUUAUCACUUGACCCCAUAGCUUAUCGUGUCAAGCAGUUGAGUAUGAAUUUGGUGCUUGAACUUAUGUGUGCAAACUUCAGAGGGAAUUUGCAAGCCACCCAACCUAACAUAUCUAGGAAAUCGUCUGUAAAAUUUGUGACUAGUUUUACAUGAUGUAUUGAAACAUUUGAUUUUGAUUAAUACCUUGCGCUCAAAAGAAUUGUUCUUCUA
Messenger RNA from Helianthus annuus (common sunflower), 4124 nucleotides. Its product is annotated as putative disease resistance protein RGA4. Lineage: Eukaryota; Viridiplantae; Streptophyta; Magnoliopsida; Asterales; Asteraceae. The transcript has 7 exons. The record is from RefSeq and is a predicted model, not a curated record. Bases 50 to 2623 code for a protein of 857 amino acids.